UCUCAUAAAUAUCAUUCACUAAUACAGAAUACAAUUGCAUUAUUGCAAAUCCAUUGUUUGCAGCUGUGUUUCUGUUGCUUAUGUUUUUAACCUAGCCAUAACAUAAGGAUCUGCAGAAAGUUUGGGAAAAAAUAAAAAAAAUGGAGCUGUCAUCAUUGAAUAUUUUCAUGCUGUUUUUCAUCUUGUUUUCAGCUACAUCUACAGCACAAGAUAUUCCUCCUGGCUCAACUCUUUAUGCCUCAAAUCCACAGCAAUCAUGGGCUUCUCCCAAUAAAUCUUUCACUCUUUCCUUCAUUCAACAACCCAAAAAUGUCUACUUUGCUGCCAUCACCUACAACAGUGUUCCUAUCUGGAAAGCUGGUGGUGAUCCGGGUGGCGCUGUCAAUUCCUCAGCCGAGCUGAGGUUUCUGCAAGACGGAAACCUCCAGCUAGUUGUGGUUGUGGGUCCCACGACGUCGUUGGUGUGGCAGUCCAAUACCUCUAGACAAGGUAUCAACUCUGCCUCACUUGACAACUCCGGCAACUUCAUGCUCAAGAGUGGAAAUGUUUCUGUUUGGACAACCUUUGACAAUCCCACUGAUACUAUUGUGCCUGAGCAGAAUUUCACGACUGGAAACGUCUUACGUUGUGGAUUCUACUCUUUUCGCUUGUUGAGUUCAGGUAAAAUAUCUCUGAGAUGGAACAAUUCUGUUGAGUAUUACACAUAUAGAGGGAUCAAUGUGACCAGUGAUUUGAAUGUGAGCUCACCUAGUUUAGCUAUGCAGCCUGAGGGAAUACUGUCCCUUCUCGAUCCGUUGCUCUUGAACAAUGUCUUAAUGGCUCGAGGUAGUGAUUAUGGCGAUUCGAGUGAUGGUAUCCUGAGGUUUGUGAAGUUGGAUUGUGAUGGGAAUAUGAGGAUGUAUAGCUCUGCAUUGAGUGAUGGAGUUGGAAACAGAGUUGUGAGGUGGACUGCUGUGAGUGAUCAGUGUGAGGUUUUCGGGUUCUGUGGAAGCUACGGAGUCUGCAGGUGUGUUGCUUCGAGUUCAAUGGCUGAUGGAACGGGCGCUUGUUAUAUGAAAAGAUCGGAUUUCAUCAGUGGCCACCACUCACCAAUCCUCACCAGCACGUCGUAUGUGAAGGUGUGUGAUCCGGCCCUGCCUAAUCCUCCGUUUUCUUUAAGAAACCAUGAGGGGGGAUCUGCAGGGCUCAAGAUUGGUGUCAUAGUGUUGGGGAGUGGUUUGCUUAUAGUCAUUUUAAUUGGAGUGUUUCUGUGGAUUACAUGUAGAGGUAAGCAAAGUUAUGAGAGUUUGGUAUCUGAGUACUCCUUUUCAGACUAUGCAUCUGGUGUUCCUGUGCAUUUCUCUUACAAGAAGCUCCAGCAGUUGACAAAAGGGUUCGUGGAGAAGCUCGGAGAAGGUGGAUUCGGGUCUGUUUAUAAAGGAGUUUUGUCGAACAAAGUAGUUGUUGCUGUGAAGCAGCUAGAGGGGAUAGGUCAAGGGGAGAAGCAGUUCAGAAUGGAGGUAGCUACAAUUAGUAGCACUCAUCACUUGAAUCUUGUGAGAUUGGUUGGUUUUUGCUCUGAGGGAAAGCAUAGGUUGCUUGUUUAUGAGUUCAUGAAGAAUGGCUCUCUUGACAGCUUUCUCUUUCCCUCGCUGUCAUCGGGUGAGAAGGUGUUGGGUUGGGCUUGUAGAUACAGCAUUGCCUUAGGCACGGCGAAGGGGAUGACGUACCUUCAUGAAGAGUGUCGCGACUGCAUUCUCCACUGCGAUAUAAAGCCAGAGAACAUACUCUUGGAUGAGAACUACAAUGCAAGAAUCUCUGAUUUCGGGCUAGCAAGGCUGUUGAACUUGAAUGAUCAUAAGCAUAGGAGCCUGAUCACGGUGAGGGGAACGAGAGGGUACUUGGCUCCUGAGUGGAUAGCUAACCUUCCGGUGACUUCCAAAGCCGAUGUGUACAGCUAUGGCAUGGUGCUGCUGGAGAUUGUGAGUGGGAGGAGGAACUUUGAGGUCUCUCCUGAGACGAACAACAGAAGGUUCUCGUUGUGGGCAUACGAGGAGUUUGAGAAGGGAAAUGUGGGAGCAGUUGUUGACAGAAGGCUAGUGGAGAGUGAGAUUGAUUUUGUGCAAGCAACGAGGGUGCUGCAGGUGAGCUUCUGGUGCAUUCAAGAACACCCGUCGUUUAGGCCUACGAUGGGGAAGGUUGUGCAGAUGCUUGAAGGGAUUGCUGAUGUGCAGAAACCACCUCCACCCUUGUUCUUGAGUGAUGGAUCAGCUCAAUCUUCUGUUGUGAUUUCAUCAGUUUCGUCGUCCCAAAUGGUGGCUGUUUCAUCAUUGGCUUCGUCCUGAAUGCUCAAGUUUGGGUUGAGAGCUGUGGGGACAUGAUCAUCUUUUGAUUGAACAUCUUGGUUUAGUUUAAUUAUGUAGUUGAUUGCUUAAUCCUGAUUUUCUCCUGUCUGAAGCUGAUAUAGGAUUCUUGGAAUAGUGAGUGCUUGAAUAGAAGAAUUCAAGCAACAAGUGUUUUUUGGACAGUUUAGAUUAAAAGGAGUUUUUAGUGGCCUUUUCCCAUACGUAAUAUGCAGCUAUCGGGUUGCCUCGUCAAAUAGUACUUCAUUCAUAAAAGAGAAUCUUUAUUAGUAAAACAUAUCUAGAGGUUCUUGUAGAAUAUUUUAUAGGGGAGCGUUAGGGUUCUAUUUACCUUUAGUGUUUAUUUCCUUUUUAAUAUUAUCCAUUAGAUUAGAGAUGUGGACGGUCAAGAUGAAGACUAAAUAACUAAUCCUGUGUUGCAUUAUUUGUCUUAAUUUAUUUGUGCAUUAUGAGGGUAUAUGAGUAAAAUUCUACUGGAUGAUACGCGUUUCAAAACGGAAAUAGCGAUAAUUAAGUGGGAUUUUCAAACCUUCCAA
Messenger RNA from Salvia hispanica, 2878 nucleotides. RefSeq names its product lectin protein kinase family protein. Gene Ontology annotation, molecular function: protein serine/threonine kinase activity; ATP binding. Lineage: Eukaryota; Viridiplantae; Streptophyta; Magnoliopsida; Lamiales; Lamiaceae. Gene Ontology annotation, biological process: protein phosphorylation. The record is from RefSeq and is a predicted model, not a curated record.